ACAGGUUUAAUCGGCUUAUUGAUAAGUAAUUAAUUGGUAAUAAAUAAUGUAAAUAAAAUUCAGUGUGCAUUGUUAUCUAUGAUAAAAAAUGAAUUUUUAGGAUAAAAUUAUCACCUCCUUGAAUUACACAUGGUUGUCAUGGUCAUCCGGUUAUAAAUUAGACGACAUGUCUUCAAAACUGGAGCAAGCCUCCACAACAAGUACAAAAAAGGCACUUCCAACACGAAAAUCGUCAUUUCAAGUAAAACCAGUGUUAAAGGCAAAUGUUACCUCAAAGCCAAACACAAAAACUAGGACUGGGUAUUCAGCUCCCAAGAAGGAAAUUGGAGCUUGGAAAGAGAAGCCCCAGUAUGACAAAGAUAUCACUGAGAACUUCCGUAACAUGAUAAAUGGAGACCUCAACAACAUUCCCGAACUUCCCAAGACGAUGGUUCGCAUCUUUCUCAGCUCAACCUUUUCAGAUAUGCGAGAGGAGAGGAACACGUUGGCACGUGAGGUUUACCCAUACUUGAGAGACCAUUGUGCCCAAAAGGGCAUGGACUUCCAGGUGGUGGACAUGCGUUGGGGCAUCACUGAAGAAAGCCAGAAUGACCACUCAGUUGAGAAGAUAUGUCUGCAGGAGGUGGCGAACUGCCAGAAAUCAUCUCUUGGGGUUAACUUUGUGGUUUUGUCUGGGGACAGGUAUGGUUUUCGCCCCAUUCCGACAGAAAUGGAUGUGAAACUGUUUGAAUGUCUGAGAUUUGAAGCCACGAAACUGAAACUUAAAGACCGAGAACUUCUUGAUACUUGGUACCUAAAGGAUGAAAAUGCUGUACCAAGUUUGUAUGUGCUCCAGCCAAUCAGGUCCAAGUUCACAUUCUUUGGAGAUUUCUCACCUGGAUGUGAUGAGUUGAGACAGAAGGACACGACUGCUUGGUAUGAGACUUAUGGACAACUACAGGUAGUGUUGAGAAAAGCUGCCACGGAGGCCCACAAAGACGGCAAAAUCACAGAGCAGGAAAAGGAACAGUUCUUCAUAUCUGUGACGGAAAGUGAGAUUCAGAAUGGUAUAGUGAAGGCCAGUGAUGUUGACUUGCAUUGCUUGGUGUACAAGCGAUACAUUAAUGAUCUAGAUGACAAAACUGCGGGUGACAAAAAUGCUCCGAGAUACAUAGAUGUGCAAAAAACUGACAAGGGUGUCCGUAUAGAUGAAGAGGUUGUACACUAUAAAAAGUUGCUUUUUGACCAGAAAAUUAAAGGAAAACUGCAAGACGACAAUAUCAAGUCAUAUACAAUUCGAUGGAUCCCACAAGGUGUUCGUCCCGACAUGAUGGAAGAGCAUGAAUCAUACCUGGCUGAUUUCUGCAAAGAUUUUACCAAAGACUGCAUGAGACUCAUUGAUGCUGCGCAUGCAAAUCGAAAUCCUCUGAUCAAUGCAGCAAACUAUUACACCGAUUAUUAUGAACUUGUGCAUCAUUUGAAAUUUUGCAAUGCAAAAUGUGAAUCCUUUUGUGGUCAGCAAAGUGUUCUUGAGAAAGCUAAAAAGUACAUUCUGGAUGAAUCCUCUCACACACCGUUAGUCAUCCAUGCAGAUUCUGGUCUAGGCAAAACAUCCAUUAUGGCAAUGAUAAUGAAAUCCAUCCCAGCUUGGUUGGAGGGCAAAUCACACACACGAUUGAUUCGAUUUCUCGGCACAACUCCUAACACUCAGAACGUGUUUGACGUUCUGGGUAGUGUUCUUGGUCAUGUUUCUGAUAAUUACAAGAUGAUCAUCCCGCCAAUCAACUACAAUACCAUGGCAAAGUUACAAGAUUAUGCACCAAGACACUUACGACAGGUUGGAAAAGUUGCAAAAGAACCAGUGGUUAUUUUACUGGACUCUAUCGAUCAGUUAGAAGAAACCUAUGAUUCAUACUCAAUGAAAUGGCUACCACUGACACUGCCGUCGAAUAUCAAGAUUAUCAUUUCAACUUUACCAAAGGGAAAUGGAAUUCUGACCAAUCUGAAAAAGUUACUGCCAGAAUCCAAAUGCUAUGUAGAGGUACCCAUGGUUUCAGAACAUACCGGCAAAGAAAUUAUAAAUAUGUAUCUCGGAAAGCGAAACAGACAGAUCACAGAGGCCCAAAUGAGUAUGCUCUUGUCUGUGUUCAAAGGCACUCCAACGCCACUAUUUUUGAAAAUAAUUGUGGAUGAGGCGAGGCUAUGGAAUUCGUUUACUACGAUGUCAGAUAUAUCAUUACCGACAACUGUAAAAGAGGCAAUCAGCAAAAUGUUUGAAAAGCUUGAAACAAAGUUUGGACAGACGCUUGUCAGUCAUGCACUCGGCUACAUCACUGUUGGCCUAUCAGGAAUCACAGAAUUUGAAAUUGAGGAUGUUUUAUCCUGUGACGAUGCUGUUUUAAACGUCGUCUACAAGUUCCAUGAUCCUCCCGUUCCAGGGAUUGUAAGAAUCCCGCCUGUUUUGUGGGCAAGAAUUCGCUACGACAUCAAGGAGUAUCUAGUUGAGAGACUAUCGCAUGGAAGAACCACUCUGAAUUGGUACCACCGACAGUUCAUUGAAACUGCAAGAGAACGGUACACAACAAAUGGCAAAGAGGCUGAACUUCACAAGAAUCUGGCUGAUUUAUUCCUGCAAGAAAACGGUCUGCAUCGUUCUAUUCGAUUGAUGAACAGGAACUCUCUUUUUGUUGAGGAUGCGGACCGGCAAGUCACACCACAACCGUUUACAUCCGAGAAUCGCAGAAAACUUGCAUGCCUUCCGUACCAUGCCAGUAUGGCAUCGAGCCUUGUAGGUAGCCAUUUUGUCAAACGGAAUAUUCUGUGCAAUUUUAAAUUUCUCUCCACAAGGAUAGGAGCAUUUUCAGUGUCAACUGUUCUUCAAGACUUGCAAGGUUUUCUGGACAAACAGCCUGACAAAGAAGUAGCGCAUUUAAAGUCGUGCAUCAAUGUUUGUAGAAACAACAUUGCCCAGUCACUACGUUUUGCAUUUCACAUAAUAAGUGCAUUGAAUCCUUCACCAUCCGAAGAAUGCCUCUUGAAGUUGGUUGACGAUGCCCGUGAGCAUUUACAAAGUCAGAAAAGACCACUGCUCAUUCCAAGCUUUCCCUGUAUGGCUCCGAGGGAGGAUACAUCCGGCGCCUUGCUUACGUCCAUUACAGGAAUAACUGAAAUUGAAAGCCACUCUAUAAAUGCUCUCUUACUGAAAAAACACAAAGGAGAAGAGGAAGAUGAGCACAAGUCAACAUACGAGGUUUUAUAUACAGAUACACAGGAGUCUGUCCCUGUGGAACUGAAGGAGAACGACGUCUGUAGCAAAAUCCACAUGAAUGGCGAUUUGUUGUACUACCUGACUGAGAAUUCAGUUGCGUGUAACUUGCGUGGCAAUACAACUGACGAGUACACGUUCGAUUUGUUAAUUCCAAACUGGGAAACCAAUAAAGAAAAGCCCAAAGAAUUUGCAUAUAAUCAGGAAACUAAACACGGUGCUGUCGUAUUUGACUCAUGCAUUGUCAUAGUUGAUCUUGAAAAAAUGUCAUUUGUGCAGAAAUUCACUCCCAAGAAGCCUCACGCAAAAUUUGAGACAUGCUAUAUUCUGAAUGACGAGAAAGUCGUUGCAAUGGGAUGUAUUACCAAUUCAAAUGAAGAUGAUGAUCAAACACCAACAAAUAUCAGCUUUAUUUGUUCUUUUGACCUCGAUAAAGAUAGUCCCGUGGCUACAUAUGAAACGGACAAACGGCUUGACUUCAGAACCAAAUCACUUGCUUAUUUAGACCAAACUCUGGCGAUCGCAACAAAGGGAGAUGCAUGCAUACAGGAACAGGAAAAUGGGACCGAUGGAAUGGUCACAGAUGCAUCAACUUCAGAACUGCUUUUAUUUGAAUUGCGCGAUCUUUGUUUGGUGAAAACUUUCGACAAAUAUGGCAAUGUCAUAUGUAUUCAUGGAGAUCCAACGAAGGCAUCUUUUGUUGUUAUAAAUUCAGAGGGCACGGUUUACUUGGUCACUCAAUCAUAUGACCAGAAAGUGAGAUUGCCCAAUCCAAUAUUGGAUGUUGCUGUUCUGUGGGAUAGAGACAUUUGGCUACUGAUAACAGGAGGCGGCAAUGUCAUUGUAUAUGAUCCGUCAGAGGACAGGAAACUAGGUUCGUUCGGCGCCUACACUGUUCAAGUCAUAGACGUCGAUAUUCUUGAUCAAACAUGCAUCACUUUAGGAAGUAAUAUGGAGUUGAAAACAUGGUCUGUGGAUGCCUUAUUGGAAUUGAUCAAUGAAUCUGAGGAAAAAUCUGUCGCCGUUGAUGUUACACUGCCUGGCCAAGACAACGUCACCGCUAUAGCCGUUUCCCUGGACGAAACACUGUUGUUCACAUGUAAGGAGGACUGCACAAUGCGAAUCUGGAACAAUGAUACAUUAACAGUAGAACUAAUGAUAGUCAUGGAAAUAGUUGGCAACAUUAUCCAUCCAAUGUCAAACUGCAUCAUCGUGCACGAUACGACACUUGGCAAACUCAAGGUGUUCGAUUUCCUGGGGAACAUGAUUUUUGAACCUCCAGACACAAUGGUCAAUAUCAUGUGCUCAAGUCUCAACUCAACAAAAACAAAGCUAUUUGCGAUAAGUGCACAGCAAAAGGGACGGGAACAAAUUGAUGAAAUAGAUGUUGGAAGAAUGCAGCAUGUACGGUCGACGCGUUUGCAACAAAAAUUGACAUAUGAGAGUAUCGAUUUCAAACUGUCUGAACGAGAUCGUUACUUGAUUAUAAGAUCGAAAAUAUCUGACAAAGAGUUUAAAUCUAUCAAGGCAAUGUGGAAGACCGGUGGUUUCAAGGAGCAGCCAUUCAGACAUAAAUACCAUGCGGUUGACCUUGAUCAGGGAAAUGGAACGCUGAUACCUUGCUUUAGACCGCUGUCCAAAAUUCCUUACCUCGGAACUGAGUACCUUGCAAUUGGGCCUUCGACUGUAUUUAUUUCAUCAAAAAGAUGGAUAUGUUUCUGGGAUAUUCCGGUCGGCAAAUGUGACCAACGACAAUGCAGGGAAACGAAGGAUCCGAUGUUUUACCGACCAACUUGGUGCGGAGAGAAGUGUGUUGGAUGGAACUCGGUUUUAGAACUCGACAGCUCGAAGAAGUUUAUUGCCGUCGGGUCCGAAGAUGGAUAUAUGAUGGUGUACAAUGUGGCAACAGGAAUGCCUCCGAAAAAGAAGAAACCUGCGACAAAACAUUGUGCGAAGGUCGUGAAAAUUGCGAUUUCCCCUGACGGAAAAUGGAUUGCUUCAGCGUGCUCAAACAAUGUUCUCAAACUGUGGGACUUCGGGACAGUAACCGAAUGCUUUUCGGCUGGCAUGGAUGCCGUCGUGCGAGAAAUGUUCUUCAACAAAAAUGGCACAAAACUUACGUUGUUCACCGGAGAUGAUUCAACAAGAGUGAUGGUCUUUGAUGUACAUGGUUGAUCUAACUUCAUUAACAUUAAGCCGUCAGACGUUUGAUUGGAUAGAUGGAGAGAUGCUAGACAACUGAUGUUUUCUAGUUUAGAUAUUUAAGCAUGGUCGCUUUCAUAUUGUCCGUUGUUGCAUUUAUAAAUAAAUGAGAUAACAACUGCAUUUUGAUCUAAUCAUAUAUAUGUACACAAUGUAUAUGUAUUGACUAAAACCACAAGUUUUCACUUUAUAAUAUGUAAUCUCGCCUUCCUCAUAUUGCAUAUAUAAAAUCUCAUAGAUUAAUGUUUUUUUCAUAUUAUUUUGUUAAGUUUGUUGUAUAAUACAAGUGAUGCAUGUUUUUUAUGAGUAAGGUCUGACGUUUUAUUGAAAAAUUGUACGUUUUAUUGAAAAAUUGUACGUAUAUGUUUGAGUACAUAGUGACAUUUUUUGUACGGAGCGGUUUUAUCAUUUACAUGUGUAUCAGCGUCUGAAUGUCUUGUGAAUUACCUUCGUAUCAACAUCGCAAUGUCUUGUGAAUUUCCUGUGUAUCAACAUCUGAAUGUCUUGUGAAUUACCUGUAUAUCUACAUCGCAAUGUCUUGUGAAUUACCUUCGUAUCAACAUCGCAUUGUCUUGUGAAUUACCUGUACAUCUACAUCGCUAUGUAUUGUGAAUUACCUUCGUAUUAUCAUCGCAAUGUCUUGUGAAUUACCUGUAUGUCAACAUCGCAAUGUCUUGUGAAUUACCUGUGUAUCAACAUCUGAAUGUUUUGUGAAUUACGUGUGUAUCAGCGUCUGAAUGUCUUGUGAAUUACCUGUAUAUCUACAUCGCAAUGUCUUGUGAAUUACCUGUAUAUCUACAUCGCAAUGUCUUGUGAAUUACCUGUGUAUCAGCAUCGCAAUGUUUUGUGAAUUACCUGUAUAUCUACAUCGCAAUGUCUUGUGAAUUACCUGUGUAUCAACAUCGCAAUGUUUUGUGAAUAACCUGUAUAUCUACAUCGCAAUGUCUUGUGAAUUACCUGUAUAUCUACAUCGCAAUGUUUUGUGAAUUACCUGUAUAUCUACAUCGCAACGUCUUGUGAAUUACCUGUAUAUCUACAUCGCAAUGUCUUGUGAAUUACCUGUAUAUCUACAUCGCAAUGUCUUGUGAAUUACCUGUAUAUCUACAUCGCAGUGUCUUGUGAAUUACCUGUGUAUCAACAUCGGAACGUUAUGUGAACACUGAUAUUUUAUCCUCUUGCAUCGUUCUCAUAUUCCCAUCUCAUAUCUUGUCUGGAAAGAAACGUGCACUUAACAUGUAUGGGAGAUUGCUUUGAUUGUUGUUCCGUUGAUAGUAUAACUAUAACCGUUUAGUGUCCUAAUGUAUAUGUAUAUACCGACAAAGACACUAAUUUCUAGAGAUAUCUUAGCUAACAGGUUAAAGUAUCUUAUUUCAGCUCGACAAUGUUCUAACUGAAACUAGAUUUAGCGAAAUAAAAAUAGUUUAUCAUUAACAUCGUAAAGAUAAUUUCUCUUGAAAGUCUCAGAUGGUCCACAAGUUCUAACAAAACAGACAUAGUGUGUUAAGCUUGAUUCUGUUAUAUUAACCGUUUAGUGGGACUUGGUCAUUGUUGAUUUCUUAUUAUUAACUACACUGUUUAUGAAAUGACAUUUCCAACGAUUUCUGACAUUUUGAUAUAUUUAUUUUGUCUUUGUUUUGUCGUUAUUUUGACUUUGUAUUGAGGUAAAAUGGACUUUUGUCCAGAGUUAAGUGUUUGUUUUUUUGUAUUACUGUUAAUGUUGUGUUUAAAUGAUAUUGACAAUCAAAUGUGAUACAAAAAUAAACUUGUUAUUCUCGUGAUAUUUUAAAUGAAUGCACUGUCUGUGAUGUAUUUUACCCAUUGUACACAUAUAAAGAAAUGCGCACUAUAAUAAAAUAUAAUUCAGA
Mya arenaria is the source of this 7311-nucleotide messenger RNA. RefSeq lists its product as uncharacterized. The coding region runs from base 167 to 5419 and encodes 1750 amino acids. Gene Ontology annotation, molecular function: protein binding. The transcript is spliced from 14 exons. NCBI's taxonomy places the organism in Eukaryota, Metazoa, Mollusca, Bivalvia, Myida, Myidae. The record is from RefSeq and is a predicted model, not a curated record.